UCCUCUCGUCUUUUCCAAGAAGAUCUUUGCUUUUAAAAUUCAAUCAAUACCAAAAAAAAAAAUACUCGGAUUACAGAAGAAAUCAUGGUUGAAACUGGUAAAGACUUGGAAUUUUUCAAGGUCUUUCUCCCCGAAUUUAGUUCUCACGAACUGGUGAUUCCUCCAGCAUUCAUCGACUUAUUAUUAGGGUUAGGGAAGCCAUUACCUAAAGAAGCGUUCUUACUCGAUGAGAUCGGACAGUUGUGGCGUGUAGAGACAGAAACAGAAGACACAGACGAAAGAUUCUGUGUUUGGUUCAAAAAAGGUUGGGAGAGUUUCGUAACAGAUCAAUCUCUUGAAUUCGGAGACUUUCUUGUGUUUCGCUACGACGGCGAUUCGAGAUUCUCCGUUACGGUUUUCGCUCAAGACGGAAUUAAAAGAGAUGUUGGUGGCGUCACAACCACGGAAGGAACUAGGGUUUCUGUUGACAAUGAACCGGUUGAUGAUACUUUUACUAAACCGGAAAGUAGGAAAGAUUGUGGCAAUAAGCGGAAACGGGAACACGAUUCGAUCAACGAUAAACCGGAUCAGUAUGAAUCAACUAGCAAAACCAAACCGGAACAUCGUGAGAAGAUUCAGAAAACAGUUAACCGGGCUGGAGAUCCUUGUGACAUAUCAUCGUUUCCUGAGGAUGGAGCUGAAGAAUCGGUUUAUAAACCCAAGAAUCCACAUUUUCUAAGGAAUAUUACAAGCAGUUCAUAUCAGAAACUGGAAAUACCGACAACUUUUCUGAAAUCGAAUGGGAUCGAAUUGGAGGAAGAACUUGAGCUUUGUGAUGAAGAUGGAAAGAAGUGGCCUUUGAAGGUUGAGAAUCACGGUAGAGGACAAAGGUUCUCGUCUGCAACAUGGUUGGCUUUCUGUAAAAGCCACAAGUUGAGGAAGAACCACAAGUUUUUAUUCGAGUUUAUAAUCCCAAGGAGUGGGAGAUGCAACGAGAUUCAAGUUCGUCUUGUCAGUGAGAGAUUGCCUACCACUUUGACAACAAAUAAAUACCAAGUUCUUGCUAUGUAA
Messenger RNA from Camelina sativa (false flax), 1050 nucleotides. RefSeq names its product putative B3 domain-containing protein At5g66980. Gene Ontology annotation, molecular function: DNA binding. The record is from RefSeq and is a predicted model, not a curated record. NCBI's taxonomy places the organism in Eukaryota, Viridiplantae, Streptophyta, Magnoliopsida, Brassicales, Brassicaceae.